Messenger RNA from Antrostomus carolinensis (chuck-will's-widow), 714 nucleotides. Its product is annotated as ubiquitin carboxyl-terminal hydrolase 40. The transcript is spliced from 6 exons. Lineage: Eukaryota; Metazoa; Chordata; Aves; Caprimulgiformes; Caprimulgidae. The record is from RefSeq and is a predicted model, not a curated record. The annotation marks the transcript as partial.
GGUUUCCUGAAAAUACCCAUCUGGUGGUUGAAGCCUUCAAGUCAGAUGAAACAUGGAGAGAAUGCACACGACCAGGUGAAUGGGAUGACUUGCAAGAUGGAUGCUUUGCAAGUGUCUCCUGAAGGAGAUUCACCAGAAUACAUCCACACAGACACGGAUCUUUGUUAUGCUGGCAGUAUAGAAAUAGCAGGAGAAGCUUCUUUGGAAGAUCUGAAGAUGCAGGCUAUGACCUUACCACGCUGCCAGGAGCAGGCUGUCCCACUGCCCUCAUUCCUCAGAGCAUGGACAGUGGAGAGUAAACGCCCAGGGAAGCUUUUACGAGACAACAAGCAGCAGCUCAAUGACUAUAAGCUUGGUGCCAGAGUGGAAAUCUGCAUCGAACCUUUGCAAAAAGAAGAGCAUUUGGGCCCCCAUGAACUGCUGCUCCGAGUCCAGAUGGGCAUACCAGGGGAGAGGGACUACUAUGACUCCAUGGAUUUGGUGUGGGAUAUCUCCAAAGAAUGCACAACGUGGGCUCUGAGGCAACGAGUGGCUUCUCACUAUUGUCUCCCUGUAGAUAAGAUUGAAAUAGCCAAAUACUUCCCUGAAAAAUUUGAGUGGCUGCCAAUAUCUAGCUGGACACAGCAAAUUUCAAAGAGGAAACGGAAGAAAAAACAGGAGAGUUUACAGUCAGCGCCUUACCACCUGAAAGAUGGAGAUAUCAUUGGGGUGAAG